Molecule: messenger RNA, 2007 nt
Organism: Histoplasma capsulatum G186AR
Lineage: Eukaryota; Fungi; Ascomycota; Eurotiomycetes; Onygenales; Ajellomycetaceae
Exons: 2
Coding region: 1-2007 (668 amino acids)
Source: RefSeq, a predicted model, not a curated record
AUGGCAUAUCCUGAGUUUUCUUCGCGGAAAUUGCGAACUUGCGAUAUUGUAGCCUAUGACGACGCGGAACUAGACGAGUAUCUCGAAAGAACCGGAAGAGGUCGAACAUAUGGCGGAGGCGGAGUGGACAAGUCUCGUCCAGUUGACCUGGCUCAAGUCAACACACGUCUUCUGCAGGCCGAGAAAGAGAAAGAGCCGGGGAAAGAGCCGCAAGACAAACAAGCAGCCCCCCGAACUCCACACAUCAUAUAUGAGCAAUCACCUGUUGUAAUUGAAUCUAAUACGUCUUCCCCCAGAUCUACGCCAUCUGCCGAUCUGGAGGGCUGGAGACUUGAGCUCCAGCGGAGGGAGACCGAGUCGUACAAGGAGCUUGUUGAAGACGGCGGGCGAGCCUCGCACCCCUUUAGCAAUACCGAGGACAUAUACAAAUGCCCGGGAGAAUUGCGCGAGCUCCUCUCGUUUUGGAACGGCCGUGGCAAUCAGCAACAAGAGGCAUUAUUUACGGCACAAUUGGCGAGGUGGAAGCAAUUCCGCAUGUUCCAGCGAUUCAUGAGGGAGCGGAACAUUCAAGAUCCGCAGGUAAUUCGUAUUUUUUCAGGGCAUGCUGCCCAUGAGGACAGAAAAUGGACUGCCUUCAUCGACAGCCAACGGCCAAAGACGGGAGAGGUGGGACGUUUCCCAGUAUACGCCAGAGCGGUGAAGGACCGACUCGUGAGACACGGAUUCUUACGCAACUUUCAGCUUGACGAGGACCCGACUAGACAGGACAAUUUAACGACAUGGAUUGAAUAUCUUGGCUAUGAAUAUUGGUGGCACGAUCGAUACGCACUUUCGAUCCACCAAGAACAGUGGCUAGAGAGUAAGUGGAAGGAGAUCGUUGACAGCAAUGUAUUAAGGCACUCCGAGACCCGGGAGUCCAUAGCUGGUUUUGAGCCUUCAAUGCUACGGUAUGAGGAAUUGAACCGGUCUCAAGAGCUUGUGGACACUGCGAAAUCCGCCGUGAUUGCUGCUCGAAAAGCUAUCUUCGACUCGGAAACCUCUAGGAAUCGUCCCAAAGAGCUUGAGCAAAGGCUGAUUGAAGCACAGUCAAAACUAAUUGCAGAGGAGGAGAAGUGCGAUUUUAUUAGUCGCCGAAAUAAAAUAAUUGGAGCGUACAUCCAGGACACCAGCAAUCAUCUGAUUUUCAAAGAGAAUGCACAACGCCAUUCUAUACUCCUACGAUGGAUCCUCGACCAACUUCCUCUAGUCGAACUUGACAUGAAGUCAUCUGAAACCGCGGCGAAUACCUUGAACGACGAAUCUGUCAGGAAACCUUCAUUCGAUCAAGCUGACCAGCCCAGGGAGGGAGAUGUCCCCAGAAAUCAGGAGUAUAAUGGGAUCGAGCAACUUGCGACUUCGCAUUCGCAGACACACAUAGCAACCACUUCCCAAGAAAGUAAAAGGCGUAAACGCGGCUCUGACAUACCCAGCGAAGAACAACUAUCAAAACGUCCAAGGCGCAACGGCGGAAAGGGCGCCGUCGAUGGCUACACAUUAUACGAGCCAGCGGCUACGGGUGCAGCAACAGAUGUAGCCGCCAGUGAACGAUCACAUAAUCCCAACCCACCCGCAUCAAAGAUCACCAGACAAAAACAAAAAGCGACUACAGUCACAGUAGAAGUAGAGGGAAAUGUUAAAGAAAUUGACAAGGUUUCUAGCAAAGGCGCUUUACAUGAAAAACGACCAGCUAAGCCGCAAACACGCUCUCACAAAAGGGUCCCCAAGACCUCUGCAUCAAGGAUGACCAGACAAAGGUCAGGAGCAGCUACCGUGCCAGCAAACAAAGAGGCUGAUGCGGAAACUGACCAGAUUUCAAGCCGAGGCAUUUCGCUUCGAAGUAGAAGAAAGAAGAACUUACCUUCUGACCCGCAACUUUCUUCUGCGACCCACAAACCUCUUCGCCGCAGCCUUAGACUUGCACAGAGAAGAGCAGCUAUUAAUGCUCGUAUGGCGGCGCCACGGCCUUAG